AUGGCCGACAAGGUCACUCUCCCGUCAAUCUCGACGGUCCUCAACUCGCCCACUGAGGCGAGCUUCAUGAUGUCGGAACAGGAACGUCUGGACUGGCUGCACGUCAUGCACAUGUCGCUCCUCAACCCCUCCCAUGACGACCUUAUCAUGCAGCACCUCGCCAAAGUGCACGCCAGUGGGCGGCGGAGCAAGGUCCUGGACGUCGGUACGGGAACGGGCACUUGGGCCGUCUCGCUGGCGCUGCGUCACCCAUUCGCAGACGUUAUUGGUAUCGACAUCAACUGGUCAAACUUUACCAACGCCCAUCUUCCGCACGGCAACGUCGACUUUAGCACUGUCGAUGUCACCCAAACCCUCCCGUGGACGUCCUUCUUCGACAUUGUCCACGUCAAGUCGAUGCUCAUGGACAUUCCGUAUUAUCCUCAGCUCAUCAGGCGUCUGUCGGAAACUUUACGCCCCGGAGGCAUGAUCAUCCUCAUUGAAAGCGAACUGUCCUACGAAUCCGUCCAAGGCCCGCCUUCCAGUGUCGUCGAGGCGUGGUCCGAAGCGCUCAAGCGUGCCCUUGCGGCCAAGAACACUGACGUGGGUCUUCCUCGACGCCUCGACACGACCGUCGCGGCGACUGGAUUCUUCUCGCCACAGUUCUUCUUCCAAGAGAUUGGUUGCCCCGUCGGGGCGUACAUGAAAGGUGAGUGCAUGGUCCAGGCCAACCUUGCCUUCCUCCUCUCGCUCCCUUACCCCUUUCGCACCAUCGACUCUACCACCUUCCCAGAAUCCCAGACCCUCCUGCGUGCCGGUCAAAUCCAGGCGCACGUCCUCCGCACGAGCCUUCACCGUCUCGUCUGCAACCGUAUCGACCACGCCGAGCGCGCCACUCUACUCAGUCUGGGUGAGGCCUGUGUCCAGCAGCUCAUGGCUCCCGACACACCAUACCUCCAGCGGCUGUUUGCCGUGUAUGCGUACAAGAAGGCCCAACCCCCAACCCAGGCCGUGACGACCCACCCAGGACGUGCCGCGACGUCUGUGGCGUCGCUGGUUCAGAGCUAG
Apiotrichum porosum is the source of this 1047-nucleotide messenger RNA. RefSeq lists its product as uncharacterized. The record is from RefSeq and is a predicted model, not a curated record. The transcript has 11 exons. The coding region runs from base 1 to 1047 and encodes 348 amino acids. Gene Ontology annotation, molecular function: methyltransferase activity. NCBI's taxonomy places the organism in Eukaryota, Fungi, Basidiomycota, Tremellomycetes, Trichosporonales, Trichosporonaceae.